Drosophila rhopaloa is the source of this 1256-nucleotide messenger RNA. Its product is annotated as myosin light chain kinase, smooth muscle-like. Lineage: Eukaryota; Metazoa; Arthropoda; Insecta; Diptera; Drosophilidae. The record is from RefSeq and is a predicted model, not a curated record. Bases 1 to 696 code for a protein of 231 amino acids. The transcript has 2 exons.
AUGGCGGAUGGACUCAUUCGGGUCUUCCUCAAUGCUACGCUCUACAGUAGCAAUAGCUUCUUCUCGCUGGAUAAGAGCUCUACCAAACGACAAGUUAUCGCCGGCGACAAAGCGCCCAAAAUAGUUAGUCACCUGGAAUCGAGAUUUGUUAAGGAUGGCGAUGCAGUUACUCUGGCCUGUCGCAUUAUUGGAGCUGAACAUUUCGAUGUAGUAUGGUUGCACAACAACAAAGAGAUAAAGCCAAGCAAGGACUUCCAAUACACCAACGAGGCCAAUAUAUAUCGAUUGCAAAUCGCCGAGAUUUUCCCCGAAGAUGGCGGCACCUACACUUGCGAAGCCUUCAAUGAUGUAGGCGAAUCGUUCAGUACUUGCACAAUUAAUGUAACAGUGCCUGGAGAUGAGCCCAAGCACCCGGCCUUUGUAAAAUUCCCCACAUCAGUUUCGGUAGUGGAAGGCGAGAGUACUAUAUUGGAAUGCGAAGUAGAUUCUGAGCUCCUUAAUUUGGUUUGGGUAAAGGAUGGCAAGCCCAUUGACGAAACUCUUUCACGAUACUCAUUUACCAAGGACGGCAGCCGAUACGCUUUUACAGUUUCAAAAUGUAACUUGGACGAUGUGGGCCAGUACCAGGCUAAGGCGGUAUCCAGAAAGGGCGAAAGUAUAUGCGCAUUCUCAAUAAACGUCCACAACUCCGAUUGAUAAGCCAAAUUAGGAAGAUAAUUCAACGUAUCGAACCAACUAUUAAAAGCCUGCAUAUUUAUUAUAUACAUAUGUUAAGAGUAUGCUAAAAUUAGACUGCUCAUAAAAAGUCGAUUUCAUCAUUCAAACAUCUAUACACACACAUAAGCGUUUAUGUAUAUAAAUAUAUGUAAAGUUUAUGCAUUUCAACCAUAUCGACCAUAAUCCUGGAAUAUCAGAUUCACGUGCACUCCCAUAACAUGUAGAAAUACUAUUAAUCGAAAAUAAUAUCUAAGCUAACUUCAAUAUAAUUGACUACCCUCACAUUUUUAUAAAUGGCAAUAAACUCACAGAUUCGGAUAGAAAAUUAAGAGGCCUCCGCUGCUUGAGUGACUGCUGGCAUCCUCAAAAAACAUCUUAAACUCAAUGGCCACUCAAGUAAUUGAAAAUUCUAAUUCUCUAAAAGACUUCUGUAUAACUUACAAAAUAUAAAGACAAAUGUGAACUAUGCGGGCAGCAAUUGACAGAAAAAUAAAUGUAAUAUUUUAUAAAUAAAAAUUAUAAUCAAAUUGUUGGCCAAA